Molecule: messenger RNA, 1008 nt
Organism: Rotaria sp. Silwood1
Lineage: Eukaryota; Metazoa; Rotifera; Eurotatoria; Philodinida; Philodinidae
Source: the annotation of a GenBank genome assembly
AUGUAUAGCGAUACUGAAUGUACACGUCGUACAGGAAGUUCAACACGUAGUUGUCACUCAACAUCAUUAUCAAAUCGUUAUAUACGUGGUUAUGGUAGUAAUCAAGAUUUAUCAUCAAAACGUAUACAAUUAAUAUCAACACCAUCAAUAUCAGAUAUUAUUUAUAAUACAGAAACAUUUCAACUUCUAGCUGAAUUUUUACAAAUACAUGGACGUGAAUCAUUAGUUGGAUUUUGUGCUAUUGUUAUUGGUAUAUCAAAUUUAAGAUCAAAUAAACGAGAAGCUUUAUAUGCUGUACAUGCUGCUUAUAAAGAAUAUAUUAAUGAUGAAACAAUAUCAAAUAGUUGGUUACAACCAAUAACAAAAGAUUUAAUUCGACAAUUAAUAUCUAAACGUUCAUAUGAUCCAUAUACAAUAUUUUUACCAGCUAUGAAAGAUAUGUUACAAUAUUUAAAACAAAAUUUUUAUUCUAAUUUUCUUUCAUCACAAAUAUGGAAAAAUUAUUUAAAUAAAAAACAACAAGAUAAACGAAAUAAAGGAAUAAAUUCUUCAACACCAAAAAGCAUAAAUACAUCAAUAAGUACAUCAACUGUUAAAUCAUCAAAACAAAAUAUAUCUAAAAAAGAUAUAUUAACAAAUUUUAAUGGAAAUAGAACACUCGGUUCGACAAGUUUAGUAACAACAUCAAUUAAAACACCAUUGGCAUGUUUUAUACAAAAUAAAGAUGUACCAUAUAUGAUUCAUUUGAAUAUUCCUGUUGAAUGUAUUACAUUAGGUGAUAUUAAACCUCGUAUACAUCAUUUAGCUGGAAAAAAAUUUGAUAAUCAAAUAAAUGAAUGUCAUUAUUAUUUUAAACGUCGUAUUGAUCCAUCAGAAAUAUGUUUAAUGAAUGAUGGUAUAACAUCAACACCAACAUAUGUAUAUGAAGAAAUUGAUAAUGAAGAUAUUCAUACACCUGUACCACAUCUUGACGGUACUAUUGUGUGUAAAUUUGACUUUUCUAAUUGA